GUUGUAGAUGUUUAUUCUGCUUGGUGUGGACCAUGUAAAAGCAUAGCAUCUACUCUGAGAAAAGUACGUAAUGAAAUUGGCGAUGAUUUUUUACAAUUUGCUGUGGCCGAAUCUGACAACAUUGAUCAGUUAUCAGCUUAUAGAAAUAAAUCUCAGCCAACCUUUCUCUUUUAUGGGGGUGAAACUCUCGUUAGUAUAGUAAGAGGAGCUAAUGUACCAUUGCUUGUUCGACAAAUUCAUGAGCAGCUAGAUAAAGAACAUCAAGUUCAUCGUUAUGGCAUACAUAGAAUUGAGGUGAGAAGCAACACUAAAUGUUUUGUAAAGAUCCCCUAUUUUCAAUUUAAGAAAUUUUAUCAUCUUUACCUUAACGUGUGCUACUUUUUUUUAUGA
Molecule: messenger RNA, 390 nt
Organism: Trichoplax adhaerens
Lineage: Eukaryota; Metazoa; Placozoa; Uniplacotomia; Trichoplacea; Trichoplacidae
Exons: 3
Source: RefSeq, a predicted model, not a curated record